Alosa alosa (allis shad) is the source of this 5405-nucleotide messenger RNA. RefSeq names its product uromodulin-like 1 (gene umodl1). Bases 1 to 5352 code for a protein of 1783 amino acids. Gene Ontology annotation, cellular component: cell surface; extracellular region. The transcript has 24 exons. Lineage: Eukaryota; Metazoa; Chordata; Actinopteri; Clupeiformes; Clupeidae. Gene Ontology annotation, molecular function: protein binding; calcium ion binding; peptidase inhibitor activity. The record is from RefSeq and is a predicted model, not a curated record.
AUGGGAGGAUAUGAGCUGUCUAUGACAGGCUAUUACCUCUGUGCUGUGAAUCAGACCACAGUCAUGAGUUCAGUGUUGUCGUACAAGACGCCGUACACUCAGAGGAGGUCCUGUGGCGGCUGGCUGCCCUGGAGGACCUGUGAGGUGACCCUUUACAGAGUGGCUUACCGCUCUCAUCCCAUCAGCCUACACAGGGAGGUUAUGCAGUGCUGCCCUGGCUAUGAACAAGUGGGCAGUUACUGUGCUUUGCCUCUGAACUGCAGUGCGGAGUUCACUGCCAAACCAGGGUUCUGUCCGGAGGCUUGGCCCAAUGGCUCCCACUGUGCAUCUCAACCACAGUGUGGCUUGGACACAGACUGCCCCGGUUGGCAGAAGUGCUGCCCCGCUACAGGUGGACGCUACUGUGCUGACCCACAGCCUCCAGCUGAACAAGGAUGGUGCUUCAAUGCAACUGUAACGGUAAAGAUAGACUAUCAGGAGAUGAUUGCGACUGAGAAGGGCCUGUUAAACCACAUGCGGCUGCUGCACUCUGUGGUGACUGGGGCCUUGAAUUACUCUGACAUGUCUGUGCGCCAUGUUGUCUCAUGGUCUGCUGGUCCCCACAUCACUUCCUCCUCGCUUCUCAUCGGUUCCUCUUGGGCUCUCGUCCUGGCAGACGUCUCCAGGAGGCUUCAGUCUCUGCUCAGACACAUAGAGGAGGUGGUGGCUGUGACAGUACAAGAUAUGGAUGAUUGUGCCCAUAGGGAGCUGAGUAAGUGUCCUCCCCACUCAGUCUGCAUCAACACGGUGGGCUCGUACAUGUGCAGCUCCGCCAACCACAGCAAAAGCACAACCACUGAGCCACCUUCUCCCACGACAGCAGGCACUGUAAUCACUUCAACCCUGACCAAAGCUACGGGCACCAUAACAAAGACUAUCUCAAACUCCCCAGUGAUCACAACCUUAUCCACAACUAAUGCUAGGGUCACAAAUGCAGUAGCAACGGCAACCACUUCAACCCCGACCAAGGCUAUGGUCACAAGUACAAUAAUGUCUCCUGAUCUUACAACGACCAUCCAGGUCAUCUCUCAAUCGGUGACCAUCACUGUGGUGUGCAACGCAGGCUACAUGUCUGUGUGGGUGGCACGGGACUUCCUAAGUGGCAAGCACAUGUCGGCCGAGUCGCUGUACCUGGGCCUGCCAGAGUGUGGAGUCAACGGAGGCAACAACAGCCAUGUGGAGCUGGUGGCAGCAUGGAAUGAAUGUGACACAGUACUGAUGAGUAACAGCACUCAUAACACGGCAGAGGUGACGCUCUAUAACGACAUGAGCAGCCACACCUGGCCCGACGGCUCUGUGAGCAUGCCCAGUGCGCGGCUCCAGGUGCCCAUCCUGUGCAGCACCGUCAUGUCCACGGGACUCCCACCCCUGGUGACCAUGGGCCAAGAUGAAUCCACCAGCCUCAGUGACCCCUGGUCAGGGUCUUCCUCUACUACUCUUCCACAGAUGCCCCCUACUCCUAGUGUUACGUCUGAGCCACCCCACAACUUCCCAUGCAAUGUGCCUGAGAUCGUCAGCAUCAAAGCUCUCAACAUCACAAGCUCCUCAUUUAGAGUCUCCUGGGCGACAGCACCUCCAGAUAUCCAGGCCCUGGUGGAGUCUGGGAAGGUUCGAGUCGUCAUCACUGGCUUCUCGCAGGGCAGUGUGGUGGUGAACUUCUCCAUUGUGUUUGUGCCCAGUGAGGACCAGGACAUCGUAGGGCUGUCACACUCCCUCAUGGCCUCUCUGCAGAAAAGCUCCAAAUAUGCUGUAGAUAGUAACAGCACCUCCAUACAAGAUUUGAAUGAGUGUGUCAGCGGAGAUGUUGACUGUUCCACUGAGGCACAGUGUGUCAACACCAUGGGGGGCUAUAACUGUGUCUGCAAUGAUGGGUUUGAAGACACUAACCCCAGCUGGCCAGGACGAACCUGCAUAGCACUGAGUGCAAGCUCAUCUGUGCCGAGUCUCCUUCCACCCAUCACCACCACACAGAGCGUGUAUACAACAAGCCUAAGCACUGACGACUCAGACUCUGAGACUGCACCUAUCACCACCAUGAUCAUCACCACGCCCACCACUCAAGGGCCUAUUACUCCACCGGAGCCUGUGGCCAGUACACGUAAUGACAAGCAGAUGACCUCUUCUUCAGGGAUAGCUACUACUCCCUAUAUAUCAGCCACAGCAACAACAAAAGCAACAGACAACACCACCACCACACGUUCAGUGAUGUUCACAACCAUACCACUGACCUCAACUUCUUCAACUACAACAAACUCACUUGUGACCACAACCACUUCAAACACAUCUAAGGCAACAGUCGCCUCUGUACCAUCGACCUUCACCACUUUAACUACAACAAAGACUAUCUCAAUCUCACCAGUGAUCUCAACCUCAUCCACGACUAAUGCUAGAGUCACAAAUGCAGUAGCAACGACAAUCACUUCAACCCCGACCAAGGCUAUGGUCACAAGUACAAUAAUGUCUCCGGAUCUUACAACGACCAUCCAGGUCAUCUCUCAAUCGGUGACCAUCACUGUGGUGUGCAACGCAGGCUACAUGUCUGUGUGGGUGGCACGGGACUUCCUAAGUGGCAAGCACAUGUCGGCCGAGUCGCUGUACCUGGGCCUGCCAGAGUGUGGAGUCAACGGAGGCAACGACAGCCAUGUGGAGCUGGUGGCAGCAUGGAAUGAAUGUGACACAGUACUCCGGAGCAACAGCACUCACAACACGGCAGAGGUGACGCUCUAUAACGACAUGAGCAGCCACACCUGGCCCGACGGCUCUGUGAGCAUGCCCAGUGCGCGGCUCCAGGUGCCCAUCCUGUGCAGCACCGUCAUGUCCACGGGACUCCCACCCCUGGUGACCAUGGGCCAAGAUGAAUCCACCAGCCUCAGUGACCCCUGGUCAGGGUCUUCCUCUUCUACUCUUCCACAGAUGCCCCCUACUCCUAGUGUUACGUCUGAGCCACCCCACAACUUCCCAUGCAAUGUGCCUGAGAUCGUCAGCAUCAAAGCUCUCAACAUCACAAGCUCCUCAUUUAGAGUCUCCUGGACGACAGCACCUCCAGGUCCUGUUACCUUCCAAGUGAUGGUUCUCCAGGGUUCGGGUGAGCUGAGUAGCUGGCAGACAGCAGAAACAGAAAUCGAGGAGAAGCAGCUGCUGGCAGGGGUCCUCUACAGAGUCUGUGUCAUCCCUUAUGCCUGUGGAGUUCAGGGAACCAUGGUAGAGAUUCGAGUUAAAACAGAUGCACAGGCCCUUCAGGCUGUAGCCCGUCUGACUAACGUGCUGUUCACUGAGUCCCUCCUGGAUUCAGAGAGCCCUGAUUAUAAGAAUCUCUCUCAGAGCAUUCAAGCUGAGAUCCUGCAAUCCCUCCCUUCAGAUAUCCAGGCCCUGGUGGAGUCUGGGAAGGUUCGAGUCGUCAUCACUGGCUUCUCGCAGGGCAGUGUGGUGGUGAACUUCUCCAUUGUGUUUGUGCCCAGUGAGGACCAGGACAUCGUAGGGCUGUCACACUCCCUCAUGGCCUCUCUGCAGAAAAGCUCCAAAUAUGCUGUAGAUAGUAACAGCACCUCCAUACAAGAUUUGAAUGAGUGUGUCAGUGGAGAUGUUGACUGUUCCACUGAGGCACAGUGUGUCAACACCAUGGGGGGCUAUAACUGUGUCUGCAAUGAUGGGUUUGAAGACACUAACCCCAGCUGGCCAGGACGAUCCUGCAUAGCUCUGAGUGCAAGCUCAUCUGUGCCGAGUCUCCCUCCACCCAUCACCACCACACAGAGCGUGUAUACAACAAGCCUAAGCACUGACGACUCAGACUCUGAGACUGCACCUAUCACCACCAUGAUCAUCACCACGCCCACCACUCAAGGGCCUAUUACUCCACCGGAGCCUGUGGCCAGUACACCUAAUGACAAGCAGAUGACCUCUUCUUCAGGGAUAGCUACUACUCCCUAUAUAUCAGCCACAGCAACAACAAAAGCAACAGACAACACCACCACCACACGUUCAGUGAUGUUCACAACCAUACCACUGACCUCAACUUCUUCAACUACAACAAACUCACUUGUGACCACAACCUCUUCAAACACAUCUAAGGCAACAGUCGCCUCUGUACCAUCAACCUUCACCACUUUAACUACAACAAAGACUAUCUCAAUCUCACCAGUGAUCUCAACCUCAUCCACGACUAAUGCUAGAGUCACAAAUGCAGUAGCAACGACAAUCACUUCAACCCCGACCAAGGCUAUGGUCACAAGUACAAUAAUGUCUCCGGAUCUUACAACGACCAUCCAGGUCAUCUCUCAAUCGGUGACCAUCACUGUGGUGUGCAACGCAGGCUACAUGUCUGUGUGGGUGGCACGGGACUUCCUAAGUGGCAAGCACAUGUCGGCCGAGUCGCUGUACCUGGGCCUGCCAGAGUGUGGGGUCAACGGAGGCAACGACAGCCAUGUGGAGCUGGUGGCAGCGUGGAAUGAAUGUGCCACAGUACUCCGGAGCAACAGCACUCAUAACACGGCAGAGGUGACGCUCUAUAACGACAUGAGCAGCCACACCUGGCCCGACGGCUCUGUGAGCAUGCCCAGUGCGCGGCUCCAGGUGCCCAUCCUGUGCAGCUACAUCAACAGCAUUGUGAUCUCUGCGGGAUACUCCCCACACGAGUAUGACAUGAUUAAAGACGUGGUGCAGGGGUCGGGCUCCUUCCACGUAAGAGUUCGCCUGCUGAACGGCACCAUGCCCCUGCCGGAGAACUACACCCUCUCCCCCGACGAGGAGGUGGUGGUGGAGGUGAGCGUCAACUCCACCCUCCAUCAGAUCAAGGUCGUCCUCAACAGGUGCUGGGCCACCCCCACCAACAACCCUUCCGGGCCGAAGGAGUAUAUCUUCCUGGAGAAUGGUUGCCCUCUUCCUAAAACCUACACCACAGUACUGCAGAAUGGCAACGACAGCAAAGCGCUUCUGGCCAUCCAGAUCUUCUCACUCGUGGAUGUGGACGUCAUUUAUCUGCACUGCCAGAUUCAGAUUUGUUUCAAGACUGGAGAGUCGUCGUGCAGGCCUGACUGUAAUGGAAUUGGACCACUUGGAGUCUCUCGGCUGUCUAACCUAGUUGGAGCAGAAAAGGCAUCCUGUGGACCCUUUCACAGGUUAAACCAGGAGGGCACUGUUGCCCAGCGGCGGGACACCCUGCGGAUGGUGGGCUUUAGCCUGCUGGGUGUGGGGCUGUUCCUGUUCCUCCUGGCUGGGGUGGUGGGCUUCAUAAUCUACAAGAGACGCAUGGGCACCUACAACUUCAGCUUCAAGUCCCAGCCCGAAAACUUCACCUAUCACGUGUUUGACACCUAGAGGGGUUUCAGUCUGUCUGUUUAUUUGUCUCUGUGUGUGUGUGUGUGUGUGUG